AUGUCUCGUAGAUUUGACUGGUGGAUUCGACAAGCGUACCUUGCAAUCAUACCCUCGUAUCCUAUAGGAUACUUGGUCGUUCACGGGUUCCGUGGUGAUCAGAUAUGGAGUAAACUUUAUGUGGAAAGGAGUGCUUUUCCUCCGUCAGAGUAUUUGAAAGAAUUGGUCGAGUCAGAGAUGGAUAAGCUUGACAGAAUAAAAAACCCAAAACUACGUUUGAGCCUAACAGACUCUUGUGAACCUCGCGUGUAUGGAGGCUUUUUCUUGCAAUCGGGUGCCGAGCUUCAGUUUCCAAUGCGAAUGUCACUCGAUGAUGUGGAGCAGGCACGCCGUUUAGCUAGCAACAUUGAACUUGACCUGGGUCUAGCUAGGCAUCGACGAAAAAUUGAAGUAAACACAAAAAUUGGCGAGGAGUUGACGUCUCGAAUGAUGUUGUCCGAUGCUGCAAAAAUGUUUCUUGUGCAAAGACAGCUCCAGCUUGCUAAUAGUUUCGCCUUGUUCAAUGCACCGUACAUAGCCUGGUUUGGAAUUUUUGGUGCGGGCUAUGGCAUUUCUGUAGGUCUUUCAAGUUUUGUCGGCGUCGCUACUGGAACACUUGCAGGAGUGGUAUUUAGCGCAGUCGCUUUUCGCCAAUUUUUCAAGAGUUACACUGCAUACAAAGUGAGAUGGGCCGACGAGAAGACCGUUGAGAUCGGUGAGGAAUAUUUGCAAGGAGCAUGCGAUUACUUUCGGUCUACAAUGAAAUUCAAUAGAUUGUUGCGAGUAUUGUUAGGUGAAGAAGGAGAGCAAAAUAUUACGAGGAAUGGCGAUGUACGGUUUUCUGUGAGAGUUUUGGGUUCGCCGACUAGCUGGUUCAUAUUCAUCUCAAUUUUUGUAGAUUCUGAGCAGCCGUACGGAGUAUGCGAUUAUCUCGUGCAGUGCUGUCCUACAGGUCUGAAGUGGAAUGAGCAAGCGACCGCUUUUCUACAAACGAAGGUUGGGCGACGGUUACGGAUAGGACUUCUCGGUGGUACUAUUAUCGCUUAUCCGUUAACUUCCUUGCUCGUUAACGGCCCAUUAGUUAAUUUCACAUUUCCUCGUAGAUAUUCAGUGGAAGACCUACCGCCCAGACUUAAAGAGAUUGCACAAGAGGAAUACCAAAGGUUUUUGGAGUCAGAGUCACGUGUUGCAAAGGAUGCUGUUGUAACUCAUCAUCUCGGAAAAUCCUUAAGUGACUGUGAAACGGAAGCAGCUGGCUCUCUCGGGGUGCGAACUGGUCUCCACCUUGCUAUACCUUGUCAUGCUCGAUUCGAAAGCGUUGACGAAGCAUUGGAGUACCUCAGGAGGCACCAUACACAUUAUAUCGACGCUCUGGGCGUAAAAGUUCCCAUAGAGUGGGACACGUCAUCGGGAAGAGAAUUGGCUAACGCUUUUGUUCUGUCAGAUAACGCUCUAAGAUUUAUAUUUUUACGGGAUUUACAUGCUCAUGAUGGUUAUGCCUCUUUGGCUCAGCGGAGCAUAUCGUGGGCAACUUGGACGUCUUUUACGAGUAUAUUUACGUAUUGGCUGCACAACAAAGCUAAGAUUUGUGGAGGAACUGCUACCUCUUUUGCGGUUAUAUAUGUGCUUUUUGUUUCCGCAGCUUGGUUUGCUAACAAGCAUUGGUAUUACUUGUACAGGUAUUUGACCGAUAUUCAUGCCGACAGCGUCGCUGCCCGUUCAUCGUUUUGCCAUUGCGAAGGGGGCAAAGAGUUUUACUGGAAACAGCUAAAACGAAACAGGUUAUUACGUGAUCUGUCCGCUGAUUUAAGACCCAAGGUGACUCCUUCUGGAGAUGUUCGUGGUAUAGCUACUUCCAUACUAGUUCGAUAUGAUCAUCUCAAGGAGAUGGGUUCGACUAUUCUCGGCCUGGGAGCAUGUGCUUUAUCAUCACUGUUCUUUGGAACUGCAUAUGUUCCCAUAAAGCGAUUUGACGCCUCCAAUGGAAUUUUCGUCCAGUGGGUAAUGUCUGCAGGAAUCCUCUGCGUCGGGAUGGUGGUUAAUGCUUUCGAGGAGUUCCCCAAAUUUCAACCAUUUGCUAUGGUCGGAGGAGCACUCUGGGCCUUAGGUAAUUUUACUGCUGUGCCUAUCAUGAAUGUUCUUGGUCUUGGAAUGGGAAUGCUUAUAUGGGGUACGACUAACUGCGUAUGUGGAUGGUCUGUAGGGAGGUUCGGUUUAUUCGGUGUGAAGGCUUUUGUUCCUGCAAUGCCGUUGUUAAACUACUUGGGUUUGGUAAUGGUCAUAAUAGGAGGCUUUUUCUUUUCGCAAUUACGACCAACUGUUUCCAAUCCCACUGCUGAAGAAAUAGUGAUUGUUGAAGAAAGUAGUCGCUCUGUCAGAGGAGAUACUGAUGAAGAUAGUCCUCUGCUUGCUACAACUGUACUAGUCGGACUAGAUCGUAGAACCAAAAGACUUAUAGCUGUGAUAGUUGCUCUUAUGGCUGGUAUUUUCUAUGGUGUUACUUUUGUACCCGUGAUCUAUAUGCAGGACCAUCCUGAACAGUUUCCUGAUGCUUCGAAAAGUGGAUUAGCAUACGUGUUCUCCUAUUUUUGUGGAAUCUUUAUCACUGCUACGUUCCUACUUGUUUUGUAUAUCGCAUACAGUGGCAACAACCCUGUUGUCAACAAUAAGAUUACUGGUCCCAGCUUGUUGGCCGGUUGUAUGUGGGCUAUAGCGCAGACCUCUUGGUUUUUCGCGAACGACAAUCUGUCCCAAUCGAUAACUUUUCCUAUCACAAGCAUGCUACCAGGUGUAUGUGCUGCCUUGUGGAGUGUGUUUUACUUCAAGGAAAUAACGGGUCAUCGUAACCUGCGCAUUCUGACUAUUGCAGUCUGCACUACAGUAACCGGUGCAGUACUUGUAGGGCUAUCAAAAUGA
This is a messenger RNA of Haemonchus placei, 2895 nucleotides long. The record is from the annotation of a GenBank genome assembly. Lineage: Eukaryota; Metazoa; Nematoda; Chromadorea; Rhabditida; Trichostrongylidae.